This is a messenger RNA of Apis cerana (Asiatic honeybee), 4083 nucleotides long. It is a transcript of the gene NKAIN, whose product is annotated as sodium/potassium-transporting ATPase subunit beta-1-interacting protein. The record is from RefSeq and is a predicted model, not a curated record. Lineage: Eukaryota; Metazoa; Arthropoda; Insecta; Hymenoptera; Apidae. Gene Ontology annotation, biological process: regulation of sodium ion transport.
GGUGCAUGUCACUUGCACCAGUCAGCCGUGAGAAAGGGACGGAACAAGUGUCGUGGGAAUAUGGCGGCGCAUUAGAACAUGCCACAGUGAUGCAGUUAACGCGUAACGAGAUCGUUCGUAUCAAGUGACCAAAGAAACCGUGGCCUCGCACGCUAAAACAUCCGUCUGGCCAAAUGACAUGGGAAUUUGUAAUCGAAGGCAUUUCCUAUUGACAAUAUGCAUCUUACAACUCAUCACUACAGUAGAACGUCAGGUCUUCGACUUUCUGGGCUUUAUGUGGGCCCCGAUACUGGUCAAUUUCUUUAACAUUAUAUUUGUAAUCUUAGGAUUUUUUGGGGCUUUUCAAUAUAGACCAAAAUAUAUUAUAUCUUACUGUAUAUGGAAUACACUAUGGUUAGGAUGGAAUAUAUUUAUGAUAUGUUUCUAUCUUAAUGUAGGUGUAUUGGAUAAAAAUAGUGAUAUUUUAAAUCUUGGUACUGGUAGUUUUUCUUGGUGGCAUGUCAAUGGACCAGGUUGCAAAGCUAUUUAUGAUGUUACUGAACCAGAAUUAUUUCGACCUGCCCGACCUACAAAUGUAACAGAUUGUGUACUAGAUUAUGAAAUAGUUGAAAUUUUACACGCAUCUACUCAAUGCAUCUUAGGUUUUAUUGCAAUAGUUGGUGGUAUUUAUCUAAGUAAAGUUUUUUUGGAGGAAGAUGAUAGUUUUGACUUUGUGGGAGGUGAUGACUUUGGGUUGGCAGGCCACACGCCGUUGCAUCCUAUGUACGUUAGCUACUCGGCUCUUCCAUCACCUGCCCACCCUCACAAAAAUUCCGCUCAAAAUUACCCCGCAGGCACAGCUAGCUCUCAUCAAUCCGUUUGUCACGAUACCAGCUUCCCAAAACAUAACGAUAAAACGUUUAACAGCUCUGGACGAAGUAAAUGUAGCUUCAGAAACGACACGAUCAAAACUGAUCGAACCAAUCUGUCCAAUCGCGAUUUGAAGUACGUCGAUUACUCAAACGAUUAUUCAAAUCCGUUGGAUCAUUUGCAAAGGCCUGUGUCCCCUUAUGACGAGUACGAUUCGUUGGACAGUGCUGCCAAAUUAAGAUAUCAAAAAAACAAAUUGUAUUAUCCGCACUCGUCCAAGUAUAGUCCCGUUGCAUCACCGUGUGUCAAAUCUCGACCUGCCGCUGCAAAGCAAAAUAAAGCCUCCAACAAGCCUAGAGUCUUUAUCGAUCAUGUUCGCGAACAACCGAUGAGGUCGUUUUAUUCUGAUCCGAGAUUGGCAAUUGAAAAUCAACAGAAUGUGAAUGACCAAGAGAAACAGAAUAGGUCUAAAAGAGACAGUAGACCUUUGUCGUUAUACGCCAGUAAUUUUUAGAUUGUUAGGAAUCAGAGAAAUAUCGUAGUUAUUAUUCUAUUUUAUUUUAUUUUUUUAUAUAUUAAUCGAUUCGAGGUUCGACUCGUUUUAAAUAUAUUUUUACAAAAUUAAUAUACUAUUUUAAACCUAAAUAACUGUCUUAAUUAUAUGUCAUAAUUUUUCUAUAUAUUACAUAUUCGUACGAUGUUAUUUCUCGCAAAAUUUUUAAUUUGUGACGAUUUCUUUUUAAAAUGUAUCGAGAAAAGAUUUCUUUUUUUAUUCUCUCCCAUCACUGCGAAGUAGGACGCGUAUUAUGUCGACCUCAAAUCGAUUAGAAGAGCAUAUGGACUGAGGUUAACCUUUUUUCCUUUCUUUAGCGAAUUCGAAGAUGUAACAUAGAAUUCCUAUCCUUGCCAAAUAGAUAGAACGAUUAGAGAGUAGUUAGUUUAGGAUGCUUUCUCCGAUUGAUUUCUUCUCGUUUAGUCUAAAGAGAAUAUUUUUUUAAAAUCAGUUUUUAACAUCACAGUAACGCGUAAUAAUUUUUACUAUUUCUUUUCUUUGAUAUAUUUCGAUCACGUUUUCCUCUAACGUGAAAUAUAUAUAUAUAUAUAAUGUGUGUUCAGUAGCAUUUGCUUUGUUCAUGUUCGUAUUAAUUAUUUUUCUUUCUUUUUUUUUUUGUUUUUUUUUUUUUUGUUUUUUAACUUACAUUUGCUCAUAGAUAUUUCGAUAUACGAUUUGUAUCGUAUUCGUAACAAUGCAUUUUUAUAUCGAUACAUGCACUGUGAUACAUAUAUAGAAUAUUAUACAUGAAUCGUGUUAUUUGAAAAUGUUUUAAUCGAGCUUUUUAUAUAUAUAUAUAUGUGUGUGUAUAUCGUUAAUCGUGUAAUUUUUGAAAUAGUUGUGUUCGAUAGAAGAGUUUUUGAUAUUGAUAUGACGAAAUAUUGCAUUUUAAAAGUAAAAUGUAUAGCAUGAAUGGAUGAUACGAUUUGUAUCAUGUAAAAAUUUUCACGAAUACAAUAGUAGAGUUGUUCUUUUCCUUUUUCUCUCUCUCUCGUUACACGAAUGGUACUUAUUAAGAAUUUCUUUAAUGAUGCGAGGUAGCCUGGCUUAUAAGAGAUAGAAAUCCUUAGACUGCAUUGAAAUUAGCUUGUAGUAUUCGCGACAUGAUGAAGAACUUUGUUUAUACUUUUAUAUGUAAGGUGCUGCGAAACAUUUCUUCAUUUCAACAAAUGUGUCUAAGUGUUUGGUAAAUGCAUGCUAGUACUUGUUUUUUUAUUUUUUUUUAUUUUUUUUUUUUUUUACGGUUUUUAUUUCCCUCCAUUUAUUUUCGAACGUGUACGUUUUUUUUUUUUUUUUCCUUUUUUGCAUACUUAUGCAAUUGAAAAUUUGUAAGAUAUCGCGAAGUACUAUUACUUCUGACAUUCCAUGGAUCGAUUAACGAAGGAUGUUUAACACGAAUCGAAGUGAUGAAUUCUGAAGUGACAAAAAAAAAAAAGAAGAAGAAGAAGAAGAAAGGAUCUUUUACUUAGAGAACCUUUAUUAAAAUUAAAAUAUAUCUUAUAUAGAAUAUUUUGAUGAUUUGUUGGUUGAAGGUUCGUUCGAAGAUAAAAAAAAAAGUCCAAUUACGAAAGUGAUGAGUAAAAGAAAUUCAACGAGCUCGCGAGAGGAUCGCGUCGAAGUGAAAAAAGUUUCAGCAGGAAAGGGGGAAAAAAAAUUCCGCUUAUUCGCCGCUUUUUCUCUUUCAGACGUUAGCACGGAUAUAAAACAUGAUCGAGCAAAACAAACGAAAAAAAAAAAAAGAAAAGAAAAAAAACAAAAUAUCAAUCUAUUAUCUGUUUACAAAUGCUUUGAUCGACUUAUUAAUCGUUGUAGAUGGCGCGUUGCGCACAAUGAUCGAUCGAAUGAAUACUUAAAUGCGAUCCGAUAAUAGACAAUAAUUAUAGACGAUCGUAUGUGUUCUCAGAAUUGUACGGAAAAAGAAUUAUACACGUUUUACGUCGCAAUGAAUCGAACAGUUAAUUUUUAUAACGUUAAACAUCCAGGUAUAUAUACAGCGAUUAGACAAUAGAACAACAGACUUGCAUACUACUCCAUGUAAUAAUGAAUUUUUCUCAUCAUAUCUGAUUGGACUUCGAAAGAAGAUCUUGUUUGGUUUUGUGCGUUUACUUAAUAAGUGUAAUUUUCGUUAAGAUUUUCUUUACAACGAAUCUAUAUAUAUAUAUAUUCUUAUAUAUUCUUAUAUAUUCCCAAAAUUAUGUUACAUAUGCCGGAUACGUUAGACUCGAUUCAAUUUUUAUUCAAACGUAUAAAUUGCUCAUUAAACGAACGUUGUACAUAUUUACGUAAUUUAUUUUAUAAGUGUGAUAGAGAGAUUUUUUUUCACCGUAUAUAGAUAAAUUUUAUUAGUCGAAUAUAUGAUACAUAUUAUACAAUAAUCAUAUUUCAAAUCCGAAUAUUUAUGUUAACGAGUCACUUCAGAUAAGGUUGUCGAUAAUGUGCGUGUGUGUGUGUGCGUGUGUGCGUGUAUGUGUGUGUGGUAGACGAUCGAAAAUCUUUUUUUUUUUUUUUCUCUCUCCUUCCCUUUGUCGAAGCUUGUACAGUAGUGUCGUUUUUUUUUUUUUUUUCACUGUACUUUUGUUAAGGCCGUAGAUUUUAAUUUUAUAAUUUAUUUUACUGUAUCAUAUAUAAUUUACCUUUUUUGGUGCAGUUCAUUGGCAACAAUAAACGUGCAAUGCCUACUA